Molecule: messenger RNA, 570 nt
Organism: Heterostelium album PN500
Lineage: Eukaryota; Evosea; Eumycetozoa; Acytosteliales; Acytosteliaceae
Exons: 2
Coding region: 1-570 (189 amino acids)
Molecular function (GO): iron ion binding; monooxygenase activity; heme binding
Source: RefSeq, a predicted model, not a curated record
AUGGCUUUACCAUUGUUUGGAAAUCUAUUGGAAUUUCUUUAUGAUUUUCCUUUUGUGGUGUUUCAAAAGAUGAAUCAAAAGUAUGGUGAAGUCAUUGGAUUUUGGUUUGGAUCAAAAUAUGUUAUUGUGGUUUCAGAUCCAAAGUUGGGAAGAGAAAUGAUAUGUAAUUACAAUGAUAAUUUUCUAAAUAAACCAGAAUCUCCAACAUGGAAACAGAUAUCUGGUGGAUAUAGAAACUUGUUUUUCGCCAGAGAUCAAGAUUGGUAUUGUAUAAAGAAACUUACAUGCAAUGCUUUCACCAAAACCAAAUUGAAGUCUCAAGUACCUUUGAUAGAACAACAAUCCACUAAACUAAUCAACUCCUUUAAAUCAAAUUCGAAAAAUUAUGAAAUUUUUGAUCCAAUGGAAAUAUGUUAUAAAUAUUCAACAAAUAUUAUUCUUCAAAUUUUAGUUUCCAAAGAAUUGUCAUAUGAAGAAGAUGAUAAUGAAAAUGAAAUGAAGAAUAUAUCCUAUUAUUGUGAUAAAGAAAUAUAUUUAAAUGAUUCUUUAAUAUUAAAGAAAUAUAUUUAA